Molecule: messenger RNA, 1871 nt
Organism: Oryza brachyantha (malo sina)
Lineage: Eukaryota; Viridiplantae; Streptophyta; Magnoliopsida; Poales; Poaceae
Exons: 15
Coding region: 130-1647 (505 amino acids)
Source: RefSeq, a predicted model, not a curated record
UCUUCUUCCCUUGCCGCCACACGCCAUCCCUUGCCGCCAUUCCACGCCUCCGGCUCCGGCUCCGGCUCCGAGAGCACCGGUCGGAUUCGGGUUGGGUGUAUAUACGCUGCUGCGAGCCGCCCCGGAACGAUGGAGGCGGCGGCCGCCGCGAGGGAGAUGGAGGCGAGGAUGAGGAAGGAGAAGAAGGACGGGGUGGUGAAGGAGGUGAUACGGCUGGAGAGGGAGUCCGUCAUCCCCAUCCUCAAGCCCAAGCUCAUCAUGAAGCUCGCCUACCUCAUCGAGCAAGAUAAGGAUCGUGCCGAGUUCUUGAAGCUAUGUAGGAGGGUGGAGUACACUGUUCGUGCUUGGUAUCUUCUGCAAUUUGAGGACCUAAUGCAAUUGUAUGCCCUAUUUGAUCCUGUAAAUGGCGUCAAGAGUUUGGAGCAGCAAAGCCUGAGACCAGAUGAGAUUGAAACACUUGAACUCAAUUUCUUAACCUACAUGUUUCAGGUAAUGGAAAAGAGUAACUUCAAGUUGUUAUCUGAUGAAGAGUAUGAUGUAGCCCAGUCUGGUCAAUAUCUUCUGAAUCUACCAAUCAAAGUUGAUGAAUCCAAGGUAGACAAGAAGUUGUUGACAAGGUACUUCAAAGCACAUCCACAUGAUAAUCUACCAGCAUCCGCAGAUAAGUACAUUAUAUUCCGUCGGGGCAUUGGAAUCGAUAAGACAACUGAUUACUUCUUCAUUGAGAAAGUGGAUGUAAUCAUAUCACGGUUGUGGAGAUCAUUGCUCAGAGUUACAAGGAUUGAUAAAUUGUUCUCUAAGAAACAGCGAUUGAGGCCCAAAAAGGACACAAAGAAGACUGAUGACGAAGUUAAUGAUGUAGUAGAAGAACAAGAUUUUUCUGUUGAGCGUAUUCGCUUAGAAAAGAUGGAGCUGAGCAUAAAGAAUCUACUAAGUCCAAUGACAAUUCAAGAACCUACAUUUGAAAGGAUGAUUGUGGUAUAUAGGAGAGCAAGCACAGAGGUUAAACCGGAUCGAGGAAUAUUUGUAAAGCAUUUCAAAAAUAUUCCAAUGGCUGAUAUGGAAUUAGUUCUGCCAGAGAAGAAGAACCCUAGUUUAACUCCAAUGGAUUGGGUGAAAUUUCUUGUUUCUGCUGUGAUUGGGUUGGUCACUCUCAUAGGUUCUCUUGAAAUGCCAAAGGCUGAUAUAUGGGUUGUCAUAGCAAUCUUGUCUGGUUUAGUUGGAUACUGUGCUAAGAUCUAUUUCACAUUUCAGGCAAAUAUGGUAGCUUAUCAAAAUUUGAUUACAAAAUCAAUGUAUGAUAAACAGCUUGACAGUGGAAAAGGAACACUUCUGCAUUUGUGUGAUGAUGUGAUCCAGCAAGAAGUUAAAGAGGUCAUUGUUUCUUACUACAUUUUGAUGGAGCAAGGAAAGGCAACUGUACAAGAACUCGAUUCACGCUGUGAACAGCUCAUUAAGGAAGAAUUUGGUGUUGAGUGCAAUUUUGACGUUGUUGACGCUGUAAAGAAGCUAGAAAAGCUUGGUAUUGUAUCUCGGGAUUCAAUUGGGAGAAUUAUUUGUGUUCCCCUGAAGCGCGCAAAUGACAUUAUAGGGACUACUACUGAAGAAAUGGUGAUGCGAGCUCAACAAACCUCAGCUGGUCCAUAAGUUCUUUAUCUGAAGAUCUCGACGCGCUGAAAUGCACAUUGUGAUAAUCCCAAAUGACCGUUUUCUCCUUUUGUGCAGUUAUCUGAUGUACCAUAAUGUCAGAAAUAUUAUAUAUUUCAUUUAUGCUGUAAGUAAGAUUGAUAUAUUUCAUUUUUCAAUGUGAGUGACAAAGGCAGUCUGUAAAUCACAAAACAAGCAUUGCAAUUACAGUAAACAAAUUAUUU